AAGAGUCAUAAUGAGUAAGGAUUUAAAAAAGGAAGGUACACUUAAGAUAGAAUCGCGAGGCAGUGUUUCUCCUAUAAAUAAACAUAUAUAGCCGGUGAACAAAGAAACACUUUCAUUCGUUCUCUCGUCUUCAGAAUUUUCUGUUGUGUUCUCAAGUCUCGGCGGUGUCAUGGCUUCAAGAGCGGAACAACCCAUCAAUGGUUUGUUUUAUUCUUGUCUUGCUGCCAAGAUGCUUGAAUUAUGUUUGGGAAUUACCGUGUCUAAGCUUCUCACAAGAAGUCAAGCACUCAAGUGGAGAAUGGCGUGGUGGUACAAAUGUUGGGAAUUUUGUUACCGCAACAAAGGUGGAAGCAGGUCAGAAUGUUAAAGAAGAACCUGAAGCGAUGGUCAUUAGCUCUGAUGAUGAACCUGAAGCAGUUAAGGGAUAAAACGUAAGGGAAAAGUCUGCUGGGAAAAAUGCAAAGGCAUUCAGUUCAGUCCUCUCUGCUCGAAGCAAGCGAACCAUAUGUAUUCAUGGCAUCAAGUUUUGACAGCUGGGAAAAAGAUCAUUUCUAUAACACAAUCUCCACAGGUCAUGCCAUUGGGGCAAAUCCUGCAAUUCCUAGAAUGUUUCCAAAUAUGUUUCCACUGGUUACAAGUCAGAGAAAGUUGGCAAACAGAAGGCUGAUUGCAGUCAUGAAAUUGUCUCUUGACAAGUCUGCCCAAGGAGAAAGAAUUUCUGGCACAAGCAAGAAUGAUCAUAUUUCUUCCUACAGGAAUGAUACAUUGGAAGACCACCCUAUUCUUGGAUAACAUCUCAUUGCAACUUGUCUCCUGACAUUGCUCCACACUGUCGAGAGAUCUUCAUGCUGAACAAAGUCUUGUGCACUCCUAUAGUAGUUAAUUGAAAAGUUGACUUGUAAACUAUAGAAUGAGAAACGAUAGCCUCCUAAAACCACUUGCAGACCAAUCUCAUGAGAAAUCUCAUCAAGCUCUGUAGUUCUCUUCUCCUUCUCGUAACUAAGUGGGGAUAGACCUGAUUUUCUCAUCAAGUUUGUUUAUUUUCCUUAAAGACCCUGCUUUUCAUCUAUUUUUAUUCAAGCGUGAAAGAUUUUUAGAGCUAAA
Glycine soja is the source of this 1104-nucleotide messenger RNA. RefSeq lists its product as uncharacterized. The transcript has 6 exons. NCBI's taxonomy places the organism in Eukaryota, Viridiplantae, Streptophyta, Magnoliopsida, Fabales, Fabaceae. Bases 457 to 792 code for a protein of 111 amino acids. The record is from RefSeq and is a predicted model, not a curated record.